Molecule: messenger RNA, 2889 nt
Organism: Hydatigera taeniaeformis
Lineage: Eukaryota; Metazoa; Platyhelminthes; Cestoda; Cyclophyllidea; Taeniidae
Source: the annotation of a GenBank genome assembly
AUGCCGAUUGAAAUAUUGAAACAAACAUUGCUUAAUGUUGUUGCUGAGGUUAUCAACCAUGUCGGCUUUGAGGUAGCGAGUGUGGAGGCCGUUGAGAUCCUUUCUGAAGUUCUCUUUAAGUACAUGCAUUCGAUUUCAAAGGCAAUUGCUGAUCUUGCAGUUGAGGAUGGGUACUUCAGUGUCAUUGAUGGACUUACUAUCAUGGAGUUGAUGAAUGAACCACUCUCUGGCAUCAUUAAAUACGUCAGGGAAUCAGGAUCCUUUUUUCCAAAACCUCCAAACAUGUACAUGCCUCUUGUUGGAAGAAUGGAACUAACCAUGCCGCUCUGUAUGGACAAAACACUGUUAGCUUCUUCCUUUUCGUUAAUGCAGGAUACUCUACGCUCCAAAGAAGGGACUGAGUUGCCUUCAGAAAAUAAAGCAGAAAGUAUCGUGGGACAGACAUCUAUUUCAUUCCAGGGGCGUAAUGAGCGUAAAUUGCCGCCUUGGGCUGGUAAAGUCCAAUACAAGCUUGCCUGUGUUACGUACGACCCGAGUUGUGGCUCAGUAGUGGAGCGUAACUUACCAACACCAGUCCGUUCGUCUGUUAAAAGAUAUUCCUGUCGAUCAACGGUCUCGGCUUUUCGUAAUCUUCAAAUGUCGCCGGUGUUAUCUGAUUCUGAUUAUUCGUCAGAUAUUUUCGCUGUUCAGAGCACUAAACCAUCCCGUUCUAUGGAUAUACUUAGAGGGGGUGGUCCGAAAUCUUGCACUUUAACACCACCGCGGGAAUGCGGAAAAUCCUGUUCUAAAACUUCGCCAUCGACGUCAUUUUUUGCUUCCGAUGCUGCACUUGCGGAAGUUACUCCUCCUUUGCCUUCCGCUGACUCUAAAAGCUCAUACUCUCCAGUGAUUAUUGGGAAAGCUCGUUUUGGUCGUCGGAAUUCGCAAAAUCGGAAGAAAAGAUUCAGCUUUGGGCGAAAGCGCUUUCAAUCAGUAGGAAAACGAGCUACGUUCGGAGCAAAACCACCUGCAUCUCCUGUGGUUGAAAUUGCGAAAGUUACCAGUCCUGUUAAUCGUUCAACCCCUGGUGAUGGAACAGACAACAGUGAGGCUCCUCCCUCGGCUGAUGUGUCAAGUCCAUGUCCCUUUUCGGAGCUAAAAUCUGUUGGCAGUCCGGGUACCGUAACAUUAGGCCUUGCAAACACAGAUUCACACCUGACCGAUGUGCAGACGAAUGUCUUGACUGUCCGUCAUUGCCCUUCUCCGGUUCUCGAACCAUCAACCUCGCUAACUCCUGAACAAAACUUUGCGCUCGAUGAUUCUGGUGCAAUUGGAAGUUCUUUAGGAAUUUCAGAUGGCAGUGUGAUUUUACAAAAGCUAUCCCGAUCUACCUUCCAAAUUCCCGAGACCCUUACUCAGGCUAGGGUAAUAGCUGCUGAGGGAGUGGUUGAAGCGUCUUCCGUUCGUUCAUCAAGUAAUAAUGGAUGCAUGAAAAGUGAAGUCAUUUACUCCCCUACUUCCUCCGAUUCGUGUACUGAACCACUGACAAAUGAAGAAUUAAGUCGUGAUUACGAGAUGCCGCGUGUCUUUAACUUUCCUCCAACGAGGCGAUCAAGUUUUUCCCCUUCUUCUUCGUCACUUUCAUCGUCUUCACCAUCAUCUUCCUCUUCUUCACCAGUUACCGACUCCUCAAAAGCUGCCAUUCCCUCAGUACCGCACUCGUCUCGUGCCUCGUCCCCAUUACCCGGGUCAUUGGCAUCCCGACAACCAUCGUCUAUCAACGGUCAUGCUACUGGGUCUGCCGAAGCCUCCCACACUCCGACUGUUGGUGCUAGUGGCGGUAUUCGCAUAAAAAUUCGUCUGGGUGGUCCUGAAGGCGAAACUCUGAGUGUCCGUUCCAGCGAGCCUGCUAUCACUAACACCAACUCUAGUUCAUCGACAAGCAGUAGUAGCGUCUCAUCCCCUCUCAGCUCCACCCAAGUUUCCGAUGAGGAAGCUAUUGCUAGACGUCACUCGGCCAUCCCACCUGCACUUGUUGCGAAAGGAAAACGACAUGAACCUACGUCAUCAUUCGGCUCUCUUGGUAAAACACAGCUUCGCGCCCCUACUAUGCCUCAGCAGGCGUCUCUGGGCGUCAAAACUCCCAAAUUAGUUAUUAAGUUCGGUAGUGAUGAGCACGGAUCUACUAGCAUCGUACGGUCUUUGGAUCAGCAAGUAUUAUGCCUUAAGUCUGUCCUCGCUCAGGAAAAAUUACGUGGCAGUAGCAUCAGUAGUUUGGGAAGCAGUAGCUCGAGCUCUACAAGCCAGACCACGGAUGAUGAGGAUGUAACUCCUGUCUCAAGACCUCCUCAUCUGCCUGUAUUAGAAAGACUUCCAGCUACAAGAACUAGUAAUCGUUCAUCUCAGCCGCCAGCACUUUCCCUACUGAAAGACACUUCCAAAAUGACGUCAUCUAGUUCUGACUGUCGGAAAUUACCUCCACAGCUUCGACCUCUGAAUAUCAUUCCACCUUCACUUCCGGUACUAAAGUCGUCAUUUGGUCCAUCAAAAACCGUAUGUUCACCUGCUUCAUCAUUUGGACUCUUCUCUGACGACGACGAGGAGGAUGUGCUCGCCAGCACUGGGGAAAAUCGAAGCAUUCGUUCACGCGACAGCCAUCGACUUCAUGGCCAAUGUCGAUAUGGUAGUAAGAAGCGGAAAAUUGGGGGCGAAAAGCUUCGAGCAUCAAGUCAGAUCCACCCUCCCACUACUCAGAUUAUUGCUGCCUCGGCUGGAACCUCCUAUUACUUUAACAACGCCGGGGAGCAGAUAUGGCUUUGUCCCAUUUGCCGCAAUGAGGAUGACGGCAACCUCAUGGUAGGAUGCGACAGCUGUGAUGACUGGUACCACAGCAUUAUUAUGAGUUUUUGA